AUGUCGCCAUCUUCGGCAAGUGCAGCCAGAACUCCGACCACGCCGAAGCGCGAGAAGGGCGGGCCCGUUGGCCAGUCUGUAAUGCACUUGUCAACUCUUCGCCGUGCUCCGAAGUAUUCCUUCCGUGGGGCGCGGGACAGGUUCAAGACCCGCAGCCUUCGGGCCUCAGUGCAAGUGCCCGGGCCUGGCAAAUAUGGAGGCGCUGACACGCCGCCCGAGGCAUACUCCUCUCGCCAUCGACGAAGUCCUGGAUAUGGCUUUGGAACUGGUCCGAGAGAGGCAAACAGCCAGCUGGUUGUACCUGGGCCAGGGGCAUAUCCGCGAGCCUCAAGCAGCUACAUUGGCUCUGGCAAAGCCUAUUCCCUCACUCCGCGACGGUGGCCUGGAUCACCCGAUCUUGAGAAUGACCCAGCUAUGCCCGGCCCUGGUGCGCACGUCCAGGAGGCGAAACCUGACGGGCCGCGGUACAGCAUUCUGCCUCGCAGGGCCGCGAAGGCCGGAGGUGUUCUGGUUCCUGGGCCGGCCCAGUACGGCAGCAUGGAAGGAGCCCUUGGCCGGACCAAGCCUCGCCUGCCGAGCUGGGGCUUUGGCACGGCGAAGCGUCAGGACCAAGGGCAACAGAUGGAGGACCGACCCGUCAAUGGCAUCAAAGGGAAGAGUACAUCUGCAGCUUGGAUGUCGAAACUGCCCGGACCUGGUUCGUACAAUGCUCCCAGCUCCCUUGGUGAGGGGCCAAAGUGUUCUCAGUGGGAGCCCGCAGAGCGGCGGCGCGGCAAGCGACUUCACCGGGACCAGGCAUGUGGCUCCGCGCGCCCAACCGACCGAGACCCAAGUGCCAGCUCGGCAGCUGGGCAGCUGCUGGUGGAAGAUGUCGACCGUGGCGUGAGCGGAUGUGAGCGGUGUGACAGCAGUGAGAUCAAUGUAUCACAGCAAGUUGAAAGGAUGGACAACAUUCUGCUGCUCUCAGACAGCUACAAGGUCAGCCACUGGCGUCAGUACCCGCCAGGGACGCAGUACGUCUACAGCUACUUCGAAAGCCGCGGCUGCGAUCGAGAGGGCUGGGAUGAAGUUUGCUUUUUCGGCCUGCAGUACUUCUUGAAGCGCUACCUGAGUGGGAAGGUGGUUACCCGAGAGAAGAUUGAUGCAGCGACAAAGAUCUAUUCGCAGCACUUCGGUGAUGGAACAAGUGAGAAUCCAGAGCUAUUUUACAAGGAGGGCUGGGAAUACAUUCUCGAGAAGCAUGGUGGCAAGCUGCCGGUCAAGAUCAAGGCGCUCCCAGAGGGCACUGUGGUUCCGACCAAGACCGUGCUCAUCACAGUGGUUAACACAGACCCCGCCUGCUACUGGCUUACAAACUUCCUGGAGACGCUACUGGUGCAGGUCUGGUAUCCCAUGACCGUUGCAACCAACAGCCGCUACCAGAAGUUGUCCAUCCAGCAGUACUUGGAGGAGACCGGCUGUGAAGACUGGGCCCCUCCUGGAGGUUCCUCGUUCAAGCUGCACGACUUCGGCUUCCGAGGAGUCUCAUCAGUGGAGUCAGCCGCCUUGGGUGGCAUGGGCCAUCUGAUCAACUUUAUGGGAUCUGACACCGUGAUUGCUCUCUCUGCUGCGCAAGAGUACUACGGUGCCAAGAAGGCCAUUGGAUACUCGAUUCCAGCAUCGGAGCACUCCACGAUCACGUCCUGGGGCGUUGAGGGCGAGCUCGAUGCCAUGCGAAACAUGCUGGACCAGUAUCCAACAGGCCUCGUCGCCUGCGUGAGCGACUCCUUCGACGUAUUCAAAGCUUGCAGGGAAUACUGGGGCGGUGAACUCAAAGAGAAGAUCAAAGGUCGCAUCAGCGAGAGCAGUUUUGGCCAGCUCGUUGUUCGACCCGACAGCGGAGAUCCGGAAGAGACCUGCGUUGCCAUCAUGAAGAUCCUGCUUGAGUGCUUCGCGGAGGAUGUCACCGAGACCAAGACUGGGCACAAGCUGCUCCCGCCAUGCAUCCGCGUGAUUCAGGGUGACGGUGUUGAUUACGAGUCCAUUCCGAAGAUUUUGAAGCGCUUCAAGGAAGAGGGCAUCGCUGCCGCAAACAUCACGUUCGGAAGUGGCGGCGCCUUGUUGCAGAAGGUCAAUCGCGACACGUUCAAGGUCGCGUUCAAGUGCGCGGAAAUCGUGCUUGAGAACGGCGAGGCCAGGGACGUCUUCAAGGAUCCGCUCACUGACGACGGCAAGGCUUCCAAAAAAGGCCGACUAACUCUGCAGAAGGCGUCGGACAUUGUCAGCUACUCCCCGGAAGAUGUGUACAAGCCGCGACAAGGGCCGGACGGUGUGAAAGGUGGCACUGGGUACCUGCACUUCACCCCAGAUGGCAAAUACGUCACCGUGGCAAGCGGCAGGGGUGAUCCAGAGAAAGACCUUCUGGUGGAUGUCUUCGCAGACGGCGAGGUUCUGAAGGAUUACAAGAUCGGUGACAUUAGAAAGCGCGCCGACGUUCCAAAUGGUCCCUUCAUCAAUUUGCCGGAGGAGCAGAGCCAUUUCCUAACAUGCGGGUUAGGUUUAUGA
Symbiodinium necroappetens is the source of this 2544-nucleotide messenger RNA. The record is from the annotation of a GenBank genome assembly. Lineage: Eukaryota; Dinophyceae; Suessiales; Symbiodiniaceae.